UUUAAUAUUCUUGUCGUAGGGCAAUCGAGUUCAGUUGGGUGUACUUCAGUACAAAGGUUUGAUGUAUUUAGAGCACAUAUAACGUUAUUUUUAUACACCGUAUAAAUUAGUGUUUUUCGUGGAUUUUCCGAUAACAAAAUGCAACCCAGAUGUGUUUUUGAAGCCUAGUCUGUUUACUGUAACGAACAAGAGGUGUGGCGAGAGGUUGCAGAGGAGUGAAGGGAUGACUGAAUAUAAACUGGUGGUGGUGGGUGCUGGUGGCGUGGGCAAGAGCGCACUCACCAUCCAACUCAUCCAGAACCAUUUUGUUGAUGAAUACGACCCAACCAUAGAGGACUCCUACAGGAAGCAGGUGGUGAUUGAUGGAGAGACGUGUCUACUGGACAUCUUGGACACUGCAGGUCAGGAGGAGUACAGCGCUAUGAGAGACCAGUACAUGAGGACGGGAGAGGGCUUCCUCUGCGUCUUUGCCAUCAAUAACACAAAGUCCUUUGAGGACAUUCAUCAAUACAGGGAACAGAUCAAGAGGGUGAAGGACUCGGAUGAUGUGCCCAUGGUGCUUGUGGGUAACAAAUGUGACCUCCCAGCUCGGACGGUGGACACGCGGCAAGCGCAGGAGCUCGCGCGAAGCUACGGGAUCCCAUUUAUCGAGACCUCAGCCAAAACCAGACAGGGCGUAGAGGAUGCCUUCUAUACCCUCGUACGAGAGAUCAGGCAGCACAAAAUGAGGAAGCUGAACCCUCCGGACGACAGCGGUCAGGACUGCAUGAGCUGCCGCUGCGUUGUGUCAUGAUCAAGCUGACUGGCGCGUGUUGGCAGAAGUUGUCUCCGUACGGCAGACUGGACCCGAGAGGAACAACAUCUUCUGAAAGUGACUGUUAGCCAGCAAGGCCGUCUGUUUAAAGAACAUUUGAAACGGGGUGGCGCCUUGCUUUGACCACCCGGUUCACCUCUCUGGCCGUCCACAUCUGCCUGAUAAACACCACUAAUGACUUACUGAUUUAUGCUCUUUAUUUGUUAUGCCGGCGUGCUAAGGCCGGGCGGCUUUGUGGAUUUCUGCUAAAUUAUUGUUCUCGAAGUCUCGACACUGGUCUGAAAUGAACUCGGCACCUCUCACGACCUCAACAACACACAAACCUUCCUCCGCUCAGAUCGCAAUGACUGGACACUAGUGACCUCAUCCCAUGGCCCCGCCCCCUUCAGUUGCACCUCACGGACAGCAUACUGGUUGGGAGGAGAACGUUGGAAACUACGUAUACGAUAUUCUCUGGCGACAGUCAUAGAUAUUUGUUUUGCUUAACAUGCAGGUUGUUUUAACAUAUGUUUGUGAAUAAGGCUUUGUGGAUAUCCGAACAGGAGCAUUAGUUAUGUGUGUUGGUUCAUGUGUAUGUUACGAAAGAACGUUACCAUUAGAAAAUAAAAAAGGCUGAAUGAAUUUUUAAUAAUAAAACUGUAGAGUUGUUUGAAGAUUCUUUUUGUUUGUCUGUUGUAAUGUUUUGACAAAAAUGUUUGUGAGGAAACACCUCAAUAAACAUGCAUAAAACAUUACAUACAAUACACAAAUACAGAUAAGAGAAUUUAUUUAUUCAACAAUUUAUAAUGGAUUUUGGGUCGGUUGGUUAGUUAGAAUGUAGCCACGGAAAAAAAGACCAUUUCAAAUUUCUAUUUCAUCAGCAUUUCUAGAUGUAUUGUGUCUAGUCCAGUCCAGUGUCUGUUAAAUUUCAACAAAAUCAAACCAAAAAAAAGGUCAUCCAACAGCAAUGUGAGAGACUGACAGCAUGACAAGAUGCAU
This is a messenger RNA of Triplophysa rosa, 1792 nucleotides long. RefSeq names its product HRas proto-oncogene, GTPase a (gene hrasa). Lineage: Eukaryota; Metazoa; Chordata; Actinopteri; Cypriniformes; Nemacheilidae. The record is from RefSeq and is a predicted model, not a curated record. Bases 224 to 793 code for a protein of 189 amino acids. Gene Ontology annotation, biological process: Ras protein signal transduction. The transcript is spliced from 6 exons. Gene Ontology annotation, molecular function: GTPase activity; GTP binding; GDP binding. Gene Ontology annotation, cellular component: plasma membrane.